Molecule: messenger RNA, 420 nt
Organism: Cyphellophora attinorum
Lineage: Eukaryota; Fungi; Ascomycota; Eurotiomycetes; Chaetothyriales; Cyphellophoraceae
Exons: 2
Coding region: 1-420 (139 amino acids)
Molecular function (GO): oxidoreductase activity
Source: RefSeq, a predicted model, not a curated record
AUGGCAGCAGCAGCAGCAUCUAAAGUCAGCAACGGCAAAUCUUCAGUCCUGAAGAUCGUCGGGCUCUUUAGGAGAAAACCAGGUAUCUCUCGAGAAGCAUUCCGAGAAUACUACGAAACCAAGCAUGUCAAGCUCUUUGAGCAGCAUGUCGCUCUGCCUGGUGUAUUGCGCUUCUCUCGCCGCUAUCUGACACAAAUUGACGGGAUGUCCUCGCCUCUCCCGACGACCACGGGUGGCUACGACGUUAUCAUGGAGGUCUGGUACAAGGACCGGGACUUGUUCGAGUCUUUAAGGAGCAAACCGAAUCCCGAGUUCACGAAAAUUGCUAUCGAAGACGAGGAACAGUUCAUCGAUCGCAAUUCCAUGACCAUGUACUUUUCGGACGAUGUGGAGACUAAAUCUGGUCCAUGGGAAGUAUAG